UUCAAUCAAAUGGGCGACCCACCAAGAUAAAGAUGAUACAUCUAGAUCCAGUCCUAAUCAUAAUCUUGUCAAUAAUUAUAAAAAAAAAUUAUGCACUAAUGAACAAUAAUCAGUUUUUGUACGCAUCAAUAGGUGCUGCCACAAUUAAAAUCUGUUGUCUGACGUUACAAUGCUUCCUAUUAUAACCCAAAAAAAACCUUUUAUUUUUCUCUGCACAGCUUGCUCUAUUUACAGCCAGAAAAAAAGCAGAAGAGGAGGAAGAAGAAGAAGAAGAUAGAAUCCGUUCUGCUUCUUCGUCUUUCAUAUUGGAGAUGGGUUCUCAGGUCUCUAAGCAGGUAGAACGGCGAAAGGCGAUUUCGACGGAGAAGAAAACUCUAUGUGAUCUUCACCAAAACUGUGGUGAGGAGUUUCCAGGCUGUGACUACAAGCCUUCAGAUAGGAAAAACUGGAUGGCUGGCAUCAACCCUGAGAAAGUUCAUAUAAACAAGAUCGUAUGGCCAGGAACUCAUGACUCUGCAACCAACAAGAUUGGAUUUCCAGCCAUCACUAGGCCUUUUGCUCAAUGCCAAUCUUUGUCCAUCUACCAGCAGCUUGUGAAGGGCACCAGAGUUCUAGAUAUUCGAAUUCAGGAGGAUCGCCGCGUCUGCCAUGGGAUCCUUCUCACUUACAGCAUAGAUGUUGUGAUCAAUGAUGUCAAGAAGUUUCUAUCCGAAACACAGUCUGAGAUCAUAAUCCUUGAAAUCAGGACUGAGUUUGGACAUGAAGACCCUCCGGACUUUGACAAGUACUUGGUGGAUCAACUUGGCGAGUUUUUGAUCCAUCAGGAUGAGCAUGUCUUUAACAAGACAAUUGCGGAAUUGCUGCCAAGGAGAGUGAUAUGUGUGUGGAAGCCGAGGAAGUCACCUCAGGCCAAGGCAGGGAGCCCUCUGUGGAAUGCAGGGCACUUGAAGGAUAACUGGAUCGACACGGAUUUGCCAUCGACGAAGUUCGAAAGCAAUCUGAAGUAUUUGAGUGAGCAGCCACCAGUUUCAACAAGGAAAUUCUUUUACAGGGUGGAGAACACAGUGACACCUCAGGCUGAUAACCCGGUUUUAUGUGUGAAACCUGUGACCCGUCGGAUUCAUGGAUUCGCAAGGUUGUUCAUAACUCAGUGCUUCUCUAAAGGUGUUGCAGACAGACUGCAAAUCUUCUCCACGGAUUUUAUAGACGAAGAUUUCGUCGAUGCAUGUGUUGCAGCUACAUAUGCAAGAGUUGAAGGGAAAGCCUGAAGAAGCUGAACUUGUUCCUUGUGUUGUGUGCAGUGUGUAGUUUUUUGUUCUCUUGUUGAUAAAAUCUUCCUUCCCACUGUGUAAUUUGAUUGAAUCCAUUUUUUCUUGUUAUUGUUUCUGCAUCCAUGGAAUUUGUACUGUUAUUGCA
This is a messenger RNA of Prunus avium (sweet cherry), 1416 nucleotides long. RefSeq lists its product as uncharacterized. Gene Ontology annotation, biological process: lipid metabolic process. Gene Ontology annotation, molecular function: phosphoric diester hydrolase activity. The record is from RefSeq and is a predicted model, not a curated record. Lineage: Eukaryota; Viridiplantae; Streptophyta; Magnoliopsida; Rosales; Rosaceae.